UUAGGGCUCAGAAAAGCUCGAGGCCUCGCCAUUUUAUUUUUAGCCCCGGGGGAAUCCACCUAGGAAGGGUCUUGCUCUUUGGUUGCAUUUUUUCAAAUCCCACGCCACAUCCUUGCCCGGGACGCCAUGUCUACCAGCAGCUGUAGCUUCCAGGACCGGUGCGUGUCCAUCCUGUCUUGCAAAUUCUGUAAACAAGUGCUCAGCUCUCGGGGCAUGAAGGCUGUUUUGCUGGCCGACACUGACAUAGACCUUUUCUCUACAGACAUCCCUCCUACCAACACAGUGGACUUAAUAGGAAGAUGCUAUUAUACUGAAAUCUGCAAAUGUAAACUGAAGGACAUCGCAUGUUUAAAAUGUGGGAACAUUGUGGGUUAUCAUGUGAUUGUUCCAUGUUGCUCCUGCCUUCUCUCCUGUAACAACGGGCACUUCUGGAUGUUUCACAGCCAGGCAGUUUAUGGUAUUAACAGACUAGACUCUACAGGUGUUAACUUCCUACUUUGGGGCAACUUGCCAGAGAUAGAAGAGAGUGCAGAUGAAGACAUGUUAGACAUCUCAGCGGAGGAGUGUAUUAGAUGAAUAGGAGAAUAGACUUAUGAUAGAUAUAAUAUUUGGACUUUUUACUAUUUAAAAUGUAUAUUAAUGGAUCAACUUUAAAUUGUUAGUAAGGAUUUCCCAGUGAUUUCUUUUUUUAGAAAACCAAAAUGGGGCAUUUGUUGAUUUAUUUAUUUGCUGUCUUAAAUUAAUUACCUGUUUAAUUUGAGCCAAUGUAGUUCUUUUCUUCUACUUCUACUUCUUUUUCUUCCUCUCUCCAUUCAUCAGCCCAGUAUAGGUCUAUUCUUAACUUCACAUAAGAGACUUUUUUCAUGUGCCACUCAGCUACCUCCCAAUCUGGGGAAGUUUUUCUUACAACUAGAUGCCAGGUAUAUUAUUUUACAUUCCUGAAUAAGGGGCAUUAGUACCCACACAUAUAUCAACUGUGCAUAUAUCCAUGCAUAAAUCCACACAUAUAACCAUGUAUACAUAUGUGAUGCUCAACUUGGAAAUAAACCUUAACAGAGAAUUUUAAAAAAACAAGCUGAUAGGUUUCCAUGGGUACUAGUUAUCAUAUGUUAUUUUGGUGACAACUACUUUAAUGUGGAACAAGACUUUGUGAAUCAACAAAUAUAACACAAUUUUAAAUGUAUGGAGAAAUCCUCUUGAUUCCUCAGCAUGAUGUUAGAUAAAUGAAUUUGUCAGAAAAUUUUCAAUAUAUACUGUGUACCAAUAUUAUUUAUUUGCCUGUUUCUAAAGUCAUAUGGCUACUGUAUUAUGAAAGCCAGAUAAACCAAACCUCUGUCUUUAAGUUACCUCAUUCUCUAGGGCUUUCUCUGUAAAUAGCAAAUUUUAAAUGAAUAGUCUCAGUCCCAACCCUUAAAUAGAAAAACAAAAACAAAAUCUAAAGAAGUGGUUUGUUUAAGCCCUUGUGCAUUAUAAAGAGAGUUUGUUCUUUUGCAAGCUACAUUCGGAGCCACACAGAAGUAGGAAACUGGGAUAGUGUUGGAUUCUGGUUUUAUGUAUAGCUAAAAUCAGUGUAUAGCUAUACAAGUCUGGAUACCCACUCCACUCAACUAGUAUCUCAACUGUAGGUGUUUUGUCAAUAAUGAUACCAAAACAGACUGAGUUGCGGUUUUGUAAAUAAACUAUUGUCCUGAAAA
This is a messenger RNA of Myotis brandtii (Brandt's bat), 1694 nucleotides long. It is a transcript of the gene RUMY1, whose product is annotated as family with sequence similarity 72, member A. The coding region runs from base 127 to 576 and encodes 149 amino acids. The transcript is spliced from 4 exons. Lineage: Eukaryota; Metazoa; Chordata; Mammalia; Chiroptera; Vespertilionidae. The record is from RefSeq and is a predicted model, not a curated record. Gene Ontology annotation, cellular component: cytosol.